Messenger RNA from Oncorhynchus masou masou (cherry salmon), 3214 nucleotides. RefSeq names its product ranBP-type and C3HC4-type zinc finger-containing protein 1-like. The record is from RefSeq and is a predicted model, not a curated record. Gene Ontology annotation, biological process: protein linear polyubiquitination; positive regulation of canonical NF-kappaB signal transduction; proteasome-mediated ubiquitin-dependent protein catabolic process. Gene Ontology annotation, cellular component: ubiquitin ligase complex. Lineage: Eukaryota; Metazoa; Chordata; Actinopteri; Salmoniformes; Salmonidae. The coding region runs from base 1346 to 2473 and encodes 375 amino acids. The transcript is spliced from 9 exons. Gene Ontology annotation, molecular function: ubiquitin-protein transferase activity; ubiquitin binding.
ACCAAGAAGGAGAGUGGAUGGAGUGCUGCAUCAGAUGACCUGGCCUCCACAAUCACCCGACCUCAACAGAGUGAAGGGAAAGCAGCUAACAAGUGCUCAGCAUACAGUUGAAGUCUGAAGUUUACAUACACCUUAGCGAAAUACAUUUAAACUGUUUUUCACAAUUCCUGACAUUUAACGAUAGUAAAAAUUCCCUGUCUUAGGUCAGUUAGGAACACCACUUUAUUUUAAGAAUGUGAAAUGUCAGAAUAAUAGUAGAGAGAAUGAUUUAUUUCAGCUUUUAUUUAUUUCAUCACAUUUCCAGUGGGUCAGAAGUUUACAUACACUCAAUUAGUAUUUGGUAGCAUUGCCUUUAAAUGAUUUAACUUGGAUCAAACGUUUCGGGUAGCCUUCCACAAGCUUCCCACAAUAAGUUGGGUGAAUUUUAACCCAUUCCUCCUGACAGAGCUGGUGUAACGUAGUCAGGUUUGUAGGCCUCCUUGCUUGCACAUGCAUUUUCAGUUCUGCCCACAAAUAUUCUAUAGGAUUGAGGUCAGGGCUUUGUAAUUGCCACUCCAAUACCUUGACUUUGUUGUCCUUAAGCCAUUUUGCCACAACUUUGGAAGUAUGCUUGGGGUCAUUGUCCACUUGGAAGACCCAUUUGCUUCCAAGCUUUAACUUCCUGACUGAUGUUGCUUCAAUAUAUCCAUAUAAUUUUCUUCACUCAUGAUGCCAUCUAUUUUGUGAAGUGCACCAGUCCCUCCUGCAGCAAAGCACCCCCACAACAUGAUGCUGCCACCCCCAUGCUUCACGUUUGGGAUGGUAUUCUUUGGCUUGCAAGUCUCCCCCUUGCAAGUUUUUCCUCCAAACAUAACUAUGGUCAUUAUGGCCAAAUAGUUCUAUUUUUGUUUCAUCAGACCAGAGAACAUUUCUCCAAAAAGUACAAUCUUUGUCCUCAUGUGCAGUUGCAAACCAUAGUCAGGCUUUUUUAUGGCGGUUUUGGAGCAGUGGCUUCCUCCUUGCUGAGCGGCCUUUCAGGUUAUGUCGAUAUAGGACACAUUUUACUGUGGAUAUAGACACUUUUGUACCUGUUUCCUCCAGCAACUUCACAAGGUCCUUUGCUGUUGUUCUGGGAUUGAUUUGCACUUUUCGCACCAAAGUACGCUCAUCUCUAGGAGGCAGAACGAGCCUCCUUCCUGAGCGGUAUGACGGCUGCGUGGUCCCAUGGUGUUUAUACUUGUGUACUAUUGUUUGUACAGAUGAACGUGGUAUUUUCAGGCAUUUGGAAAUUGCUCCCAAGGAUGAACAAGACUUGUGGUCUACAAUUUUUUUUCUAAGGUCUUGGCUGAUUUCCUUUGAUUUUCCCAUGAUGUCAAGCAAAGAGGCACUGAGUUUGAAGUUCAUUGCAGAGUUUGACUUGCGCUCUGUGCAGUAUGAGGUGAAGUCUCCACGCCUUCACGAGAUUCAUUUGGCAACGCCCCCUCACGACUGCAUCCGCUUCAACUUCUGCUGCGAUCUGGAGGCUGAGCAGUGGGCCACAGUGGUGAUGUCAUCCCUAAGAGAGGCACACAGAGUUGCUGCAAAUAGUUCCCCACAUCCUCUGGAUGACCGACAGAAGCACACCGCAGCAGUAGCUCUAGAACAGCGCAGCACAGCCUCCUUACCACUCACUGAGGAGCUGCGCCUGGAGCUUGCCCGGGCGAUCGAAGCAGGCGACAGCCAGGCUGCUGCUCAGCAUGCAUCUGCUCUGGCUCACCAGAAGGUGGCGCUCACCAUCCAACUGUCUGAGAAGAGUUACGCAGAAGGAGAGAUACGUUUGGCUGUGGCAGUGGAGGACAUUUCCUCUUCCUGUUGCGUCACAGUGAAAGUUUUCCCACACAUGACCGUCGCAGCACUCAAGCAGCAGGUGUUUCUGGAGUAUGGCUUCCACCCUCGCGUGCAGCGCUGGGUGAUAGGGCAGUGUUUGUGCACAGAGCCCAGGUCCUUGGCCUCGUAUGGAGUCCAGAGGGAUGGGGACAUGGCCUACCUCUACCUGAUCUCAGCCCGCCAUGCCCGCCUCACCCGCCAGCUGUUCCAGCAGGACCAGGAGGGCGCCCUCCUCACCCCACCUCUGCCUACCAGCAACAGGUCUACGUCCCAGGACUGGAGGGGCUACAGCACCCUGCCCUCCAGGCUCAGCCACAACUCCCAGGGGAGCAACGGACGCGAGGCUGACAGGCUGGGUAUGAGCGAGAUCAGAGAGGCCCUCAACUUGGAGACUCUGCUGAUCAACAAUAAACCUGAUCAACCCUGCAAAGCCAGUAAAACACAGACAGAAUGGGUUUGUCCCUCCUGCACCUUUAUCAACAAUCCUUCCCGACCAGGCUGUGAGAUCUGCAGUACAGCCAGACCUGACUCGGGAGCGCCGCCUCAUACAACAGGAGAAAGGAAGAAGAGUGGAGCAGGGGGAGAUUGGUGCAUUGAUCAGUUGACUGCCUCGCAACCUUUACCAUAGCCUGGAUGACUGAUCACACACAACUGACACCAACUUACUGCUUCUUAGGUAAAAACCCACUACUGACAAACUCUAGAGGUAUAUGGACGCUGUCGCACACAUGGAGCUCCACUUGCAGGAACUACCUGUAUAGUCAAUGGGAGCUGGCUUUUUGACUCUCCUCUGGACAUGAUGGCAGUCAGCAACCUUUGCCUUGUGGUAGACUUUCUAUUUAUUUAUUUUACAUUGGGGAGGGGUGGAAUAGUCCUAUAUUUAUUCCAGAGGGGUAGGUGGUGCUUCCCUUCUCUUUACCUGAUAUCUCAGAUGAGAGAAUAUGGUAUAUUUUGAAGUUGGCCAACUGGGAUACUUUUGAGUAUUGAAAGUGCAGUUUAAAACCAAGGCCUGUAUUCAAACUCAGAGUAGGUGUGCUGGUCUAGGAUCAGAUGUAUUUUAGAUCAUAAUUAUAUAGACAUGGGGGACCUGAUCCUAGAUCAGUACUCCUACUCUGAGAUACAUUGUGAAUACAGGCCCAGGUCUUGCUGGUCAAUGGUUGGUGCCAUUUGGUUUGAUGGGAUGAGGGGAAUUAGUUGCUAUGAGGCAAGUCUGUGGGAGUGACAGGGUUUUAAAGUGAUUUUAUUGUUGAUGCGUUUCACCUAUUUGUCAUACGUUUCUCUGUCUGAACUGUGUUAGUGACAGAAUUUUAUAUUGUGUCAAACAUAACUGUAUAAAAUGGUGUGAGCUGAAUAAACAUACGUUGAUCAA